Teleopsis dalmanni is the source of this 1311-nucleotide messenger RNA. RefSeq names its product dynein assembly factor 3, axonemal homolog (gene Dnaaf3). The annotation marks the transcript as partial. The transcript is spliced from 2 exons. The record is from RefSeq and is a predicted model, not a curated record. Gene Ontology annotation, molecular function: ferric iron binding. NCBI's taxonomy places the organism in Eukaryota, Metazoa, Arthropoda, Insecta, Diptera, Diopsidae. Gene Ontology annotation, biological process: iron-sulfur cluster assembly; axonemal dynein complex assembly; motile cilium assembly.
AUAUAUGUGAUUGAAGGUUGUCCCGAGUUAGUAGCACGUUACAUUAUUCUACUUGCGAUUGCCUUGGAAAAUCCGGAAACGCUUAAUUUGCGUUUGAAAACACAUCUUUUCAUGGAUGUAUAUGGUAAUAGUUUAUUACGCCCACUUUCAUGUCAAUACUUAGUCUAUAAGACGAAAUGUUUAAUGAAAACAUUUUCGGAUCGCGAGAUAACAGCACAAAUAGCACCUAUGAUUUCAAUUGAAAGAAUGAAAUAUCGUGAACGUGACAAUAUAGAAAAUGCAUUUGAAUUUUGGUCACCAAAACCAGGAUACAUAUUCAAUAUAAAAGAAUACUGGUCUACGAGAUUACGCAAAGACUUGGGCAUUCGCUAUGACUUUAGAGAAGGUUCAUUUGACUGGGACUUAAAUAUGGUGUUAAAAGAACGUGAUGCUAAACAAUUAUGCCCACAGGAAUAUAGUUAUUGGCGUGAAACUGGUAUAGCUUUUACUUUUCCAGAAUAUGAGCAAUGUAUGCCAAAUAAAACAUAUUCCCUAGCUUUAGUACGUAAUGGUAGCACUUUUUUACAUCGCGGCUACGAAGGCGACAUGCAUACUGGCCCAUUUUGUACAUUCGGUUUAAAAUCGACUGAUUCACGUUUUACGAAUAGUGCACACGGUGAGAAUGAUUAUAGAGCAACAGACGUAACUGAACGCAAUCUAAUGGAAUUAUUUCAUGAACUGCAGAAUAAAUCACCAUAUGAACAUGAUAUUGAGUUCUCCCGUAGAUAUGGGUCGGUAAAAUUGCUAAUGGGAAAAAUAUUAAGUUGGAAUGAUUAUGAACAAAACUAUUCCCAAGAUUGUGAUAAAGCCUGGCUAAGCACGGAAGGUGUUAAAGUGCACUUUUUAUCUUCUGAUGAGAUAUUUUCGAUGCAAAAUACUGCUACUAAUAGUAAUUGGCAAAGUUUUUUUGAUGUUAUAUUUGUGGGUUCCAAUUACUUUUCAUUCCUGAGAAAAGAAUUAUCUACAAUAAUGAAUAAAAAUGCGUUAUUACUCUUAGAAACAAAGUUACGUACUGUAGAGAGAAAGGAAAAUGUCGCUGAAUAUGAAAAGAAACUGAAGGAUUUCGCUAAAACUAUUAAUUUGGCUCCAGUUAUCAAUUAUAAUGCGAUUAAUGGGAAAAACUCAAUUUUGAAAUUUAAAAAAGUUAAUUGACUGUUUUUUUUAUUUAGUACGAUACUUUAACAUAUACAUAUAAUAUAUUUAGGUACUAUUCUCUAUUAAGAUAAAUCUCUAUUAUUAAACUCUUUUAAAGUUUAUUUCAAAUAAAAAUUA